CAGAGAGAAGCUCGCGCGGAGGUAGAGCAUAGGCUAGGCUGCACGGGAGAGGGAGGCAGAGAUCCUACACCACGGCCUUUUUGUAUUUCGUAUGAGCAUAACACAUUGAUUUGCGAAGAUGUGGACGAGUUUAAGGAAACUGCUGCUUUUACAUGUGAUACUCGUGGGGUUUCUGCUGGCCAACGGGACAGAACCAGAGUGUGAAAGCGGCCAGUUUCAGUGCAGUAACGGCAGGUGUAUACCCACUCCAUGGAGAUGUGAUGAUGACGACGAUUGCUCGGACAACAGCGACGAGGAGAACUGCCCAAAAAAGACGUGUGCCACGACAGAUUUUGCAUGUAAGAACGGGCAGUGCGUCCCAGCCCGCUGGAGAUGUGACGGAGAACCUGAGUGUCCAGAUGGUUCAGAUGAAGCAGACUCCACCUGCACAGGUCGGCAGACGUGUCCACCAGAGAAGUUCGAUUGUGGCGGCUCAACAAGCAAGUGUGUGUCGAUGUCAUGGCGCUGUGAUGGCGAAAGGGACUGUGAAAAUGGAGCAGAUGAGGAGCAGUGUGCCGCAGAUGCGAAGGCCUGCCCUGCGAAAGAGUUCCAGUGUCGCAACGGUAUGUGCGUGGCUCCAACAUUUGUCUGCGAUGGGGACGACGAUUGCGGUGAUGGCAGUGACGAGGAGAUGUGCACUGCGGCCACCGCCAGUACCUGCGGCCCGCACGAGUUUCGAUGCAACGACUCGGAGUGCAUCCCAGCGCUGUGGAGCUGCGACGGGGACGCCGACUGCAAAGAUAAAUCAGACGAAUCCAUGGAGCGCUGCAGCCGCAAGACUGAACCUCAGAAGCCCCAGUGCCCCGCCGGGGAGUUCAAAUGCAGGAGCGGAGAAUGCAUUCACCUCAACUGGAAAUGCGACGGAGAUGCAGACUGCAAGGACAAGUCGGAUGAGGCUAACUGUCCUUUGCUGACCUGCCGUCCAGAUGAAUUCCAGUGCGGCGACGGCUCCUGCAUUCAUGGCACUAAACAGUGCAACAGAGUGCACGACUGUCCAGAUUUCAGUGAUGAGGCUGGAUGCAUCAAUAAAACCACAAAAUGCGAAGGUCCACUGAAGUUCCUGUGUAAAAGCGGCGAGUGUAUUGCAAGCAGUAAGGUGUGUGACAAUAUCAAGGAUUGCAAGGACUGGUCCGACGAGCCCAUGAAGGAUUGCGGUCUGAAUGAAUGUGCCAAUAACAAUGGCGGCUGCUCUCACAUAUGUAAGGACCGGAAGAUCGGCUAUGAGUGUGAAUGCCCCUCGGGAUACAAGCUACUGGACAAAAAGACCUGUGGAGACAUAGACGAAUGUGAAAAUCCUGAUGCGUGCAGUCAAAUAUGCAUCAACCUCAAAGGCGACUACAAAUGUGAAUGUUACGAGGGCUAUGAGAUGGACCCGGGUACCAAGACUUGCAAAGCAGUGGGUAAGAGCCCGUACCUCAUGUUUACUAACCGCCACGAGAUCCGCCGCAUUGACCUGGUGAAGAAGGACUACACGCAGGUAGUGCCGACCCUAAAGAAUGCCGUGGCCUUGGAUGUUGACGUUAACACCAAUAAGAUGUACUGGUGUGACCUCUUUCAUCGCAAGAUCUUCAGCGCAUUCAUCAACAAAGCCAGUGAUUCAUCUGAACAGAUUACACUCGUGGAUUCUGCGCUACAUUCCCCAGAGGGUUUAGCAGUUGACUGGAUCCAUAAGAACAUCUACUGGACCGACUCUGGACACAAGACCAUUUCUGUCGCGACCAGCGAAGGCAAAAAGAGAAAGGUGCUGGUUGACACAGAGCUCGGGGAACCACGUGCCAUCGCUCUUGACCCAAGACAAGGGUUCAUGUACUGGUCAGAUUGGGGAACAGAAGCUAAGAUCGAAAAAGCCGGAAUGAACGGGGUGGAUCGGCAGGUUCUGGUCUCAGAGAGGAUCGAGUGGCCCAAUGGCAUCGCCCUCGACCUGUCUAGUAGACGACUCUACUGGGUAGACUCCAAACUUCAUCUUAUCUCCAGUGUGGACCUGAAUGGAGACAAUCGUAGAGUUUUACUGUCAUCCAUGGAUCAUCUAGGCCAUCCCUUUGCUCUGACACUGUUUGAGGACCGGGUUUACUGGACAGACUUGGAGGAUGAGGCUAUCUACAGCGUUAACCGGCUGACAGGACAUGAUGUGGCUAUGCUGGCUCAACAUCUCAACAACCCACUUGAUGUGGUGGUAUUCCACGAGCUCAGGCAGCCCACAGCUCCAGACACCUGUAACAUUGGCAGUUUGCCCAACGGAGGAUGUGAAUAUCUGUGCCUCAGAGCACCUCAAAUCACAGACCACUCACCCAAGUACACGUGUGCCUGCCCGGACAACAUGGAACUGGGCCCGGACAUGCGUCGAUGUGUGACAGUCAAACCCAAGACAACUACAGCUGCCAGUACGACAACCUCUACAACACCAGAACCUUCCACCACCACAACAACUAGACCUUCAACAACCACCACACCCAAAACCCCCAGUACAACCUUACAAACUACACCAACUGCAUCCACAACUACAAUGACAAACACAAGCACUCCUGUUCCCAUGACAACCACCACCAGCCCAAGAACUACCAAAAACUCCAGCCCACUUCAUUUUACAAACACACACUCCACAGCGACCACUCAUUCCAGCACUACAGCAUCAUGGAAACAGCCAACAUCCAACCAGACAACAGCAAACUUCAGACAGACAUCUACAACCGUCGCUGACGGCAAUAGUAUACAAGGGGCCAAUGGCAACCUCUCUCACCGCGCUGGAAGUGGAAAUGAUCACUUUUUCCUCGGUAGCAAUAUAACUGUUGCAGUUCUGGGUAUAGUCAUUCCUAUAGUUCCUAUCCUUGCCACAGUGGUCAUCGGCCUGGUGUGUACCGGAGGAUACCUGGUGUGGCGCAACUGGAGGAGACGGAACACCAAGAGCAUGAACUUCGACAACCCCGUGUACCGCAAGACCACGGAGGAUGACGACGACGAGAUCCACAUCGGCCGCAGCGAGCAGAUCGGCCACGUCUACCCUGCUGUGAGUGGCAGUGCCAGACAGCCGUACCUAGCACUGCCACUGGGGGGCGGUAUCCCCGACCAGUCAGCUCAUUGGUACACUACGACACCUAUGCUUUCCAGUGCAAAGUGAACUAGGGGAGAUGGUUGAUUGGAUAGUGAUGAAAAGAGAGCGGGGCUGGGACUAAGCUCAUCAGAGAUGGCUCGUCGUACGACUAGGAGAGAGAUUGGCCUUACACUGUCCCUUCUGUCAUUCACUCACUCCUUUUAUACAUUAUAUUUAGGCUCAUAAUUCAUAUUUUCAUUCACAUGUUUAAUAAGUGUAAGGAUUGAUUUGUUGUCCGCGCUUCCAUAGUCUUUUGUGUUGUGUGUAAAGCUUUAAAUGCUUUGAAAAGCAUUGCGCUCUCCUGUUAUCCCACAAUUAUUUUCAAUAAUUCAGUUUAGGGUUGAGCGAUGAGCACCUUAAAUGUCUGGACAAUCGUUUCAUAUAUUUAUAGACGUCUUUGUUUUGCAUUAAUUUAUUUGGGUGGUUGUGAUUUAUGCGAUUUAGCAACCGUAGGCGUAAAAUGGCAAAUAUGAACGGGUUGAGCGCAGUUGGGCAGAUGUUGGAUUUUGGCAGCUCGUGACUGAAGCUGAGGUUUCUGCGCUAUAGUUGGCAUGUCAGGCACAAGCAGAGAUAGAGACAUCAGCUGUGCAGCAGAAGUGGGGUGAGCCGUCCCAGUGGCAUAACCGGAUUCUCUCCAGUGGCACACACAUCACAUCCUUCAAAGUGCGUGUGUGUGUGAGCGGGGGUCUACAUAGGGGCUAUUUCUCAGUCCCUCACAGCAAAAACGAAAAACUACCUUAAACCAGCCUGAGAUUUUGUGAUGGUUUUAAAUUUGUAAAAUUCAGGCUGCAAACCUUACCAGACCAGUAAUUCAGUAGUUGUAUUUCUUCCUCCACUGUUUUUCUUUCUCUCUUUUGUUUUCUAUAUUCAUCAGUUAUUUCACUUUUCUUUCUCUCCUUGUGUCCAUGUGUAACUGUUUUUUAUCUGCUCUCUGCAGCGCGUGGCGCUCGGUCCGGACGAUGACGGAUUCCCCUGAGGGCGAUUCUCGCUCUCUCAGCUUCUCCGUCCCAGAAUCCCUCCAUCUUUUAGAUCUCAGCGUCUACUUCCAUCGAUGCCCCUUGGUCUCCUGAGGAGACCACACAAAUACAGUCACAGAGAGCCAAAAGGACAGCAAUCAUUGUGCACAGCUGAGCGAUACAAACUGGGUUUGUCUUCUGAAGUCCCUUAAGGCCUCAAUCGAUCUAACUUGGGCAAUAGUCACUAGUUCUGAAAUGAAAACUACUUCUGUCCAUUCCUGCGCUGUCGUAGCAGUAGUAAGUAGUGCUUUUCAAUGAUGACUAACAUAGUUCAUCACUUGUAGUCGCUAACCCUCAGCGCCUUGUGCCGUAGUUCCUUUCAUUAGACUUUUAUUGCUGGUGUGAGUCGGGCUGUGACCAUAGCAGUUUGUUUCUGUGUAGGAAUGACUACCAGGAGCGCAGGAGGGAAUUAUGGGUAAUUCACUUUGUCAGACUAGGAGAUGCAUAGCAAAAUAAUGAAAUAGGAUGAAAAGGGGCUGGAGAGGAUUUCAUGUAUGCACACACUCUACAAAAAAAUGCACUAUGCAUAUAUAUUUCGCUACAUAAUUUGAGGUUACGCAUUCACACAGAAAACAAUACACCACAAAGCAGAGCUCUGAAUUUUUAAUAUAUUGUCUUUCAUAAUACUUCCAGUGCCAAGACUACUGUUCUUUUAUAUUGAGUCUUCCAUACUCGCUGUAAUCAGACCCUUCAUACAGAUCCGAAUCUGCUGCCUGGAUAUGAAAGGGUUCACAUUACAAUACAUAUGGCAAUACAUAUUGAUAUAAUUCAUAUACAUAUUUAUUUCACCAGCUCUGGGUCUUCCAUGAUUCUCAAUUUUUUCAACUCACAGAUUGGACGAACUUUAAGAAAAAUCCCUGACUAUAAGACUGGCAUUUAAAAUUACACACAAAAUGUAAUACUCGUUUUAACCUAAGGAGGCCGCCAUUUUCUUUAUUAAUGACGUUAAAGGGUUGCACGCAUGUGAAUUUAACAUUCAAGAUAUAUUUAGAUCAUUUAAAGUGCAUUUUGUUUAGAUUAAAAUAUGGCUCUCAGUGAGGGGCUGCUUAUAAACUGCCUGACAGUUAACGUGGUGUGCUCUAAUACAGGAGAUAUCUGUAAAUAUAACCAAACAGCAAGCAUCUUGUUAGUGUGUUUCUCGGUAUUAUCAUAAUGUGUAAAGUAUGCGACAGUGAUGGAUGAUGAUGUCUUAGAUUAUUGAUAUUGUUAUAGUAGACCGAAGUUUGAAGCAUGUUAACUCGAAAGCCGCUCUUCUUAUAUAGCUGACAGGUUGUUGUCAAGAGGACAUACUGCCACCUAGUGUCCCUGUGUGUUUAUAUUGUUUAUUUUCUGUGUUCUCAUUCUACUAAUAAUUACAUGUUUACUUCGCUGUUGCAUUAAGGUCCCCCUGCAUUUGUUAAUUUUAUCACUUAAAACUCUUUAAGCAUUAAACUAGCAUAUGUAAAUGUUUUUUCCUCUGAUAAUAAUUUCUUCAUGCGUUAAAACGACUUGAAUGUAACUUGAGUCUUUGCGCCAUCCUUGCUUAUCUAUAGUCAAAAUCUGUUAACGUGAUUGGUUACGGGGUUAUGAUGUCGUAAACAGAGGCAGUUUCAAACUGCAGUUUUAUGGAGAAAAUACACCACAAUGGUUUAAAAUGAUGAAUUUGCAGAUGAUUUAUCUUAAAGCAUAUUAAAACACCGAAUAGACAUACGUAUACAUUAAAAACUUGAUUUUCACCACAGGGGGACUUUAAGAGAAAAGGUUUGGGUUGCAACCUUUUGACGUCUGGUGUUUUGAUGCCAAACAAAAUGGCGGUCUCCGAGAAGACGUAUUUUUUCAAAGUUUCUUACUUUUACAUUUAUAUAAUCAGUGACAGUUUUGAUGUAUUAAGCCAUAUAUCUCUUUGUAGUUGGGGUACUCUUUAAAUCUUUCUGUCCAGGCACAUUUUCAUCCCCACAAACUGAACUCAGGACAUCGGUUUACAUAUACUGUGGUCUUUAUUAUUACAAUCUGUGUCGUUUGUUUCACAAACACACUAGUAGAUGCGGUAGUCAGGGUUGUUAACGUUUAAAAAGCCGUUUGUUCACAUCUAGAAUCAUACACUAAAACACGCUACUCUCACACAAAUAAAACUGAGUCCUUUCCUCCCCAUGCUCGUCGUGCUUCGGGUAAAACUCUUUAGCAUUUAGCACUCUGACAAAUAAUUGGCUUAAUGGUGUGAUAGAUUAUAGUCAUAGUUCAAAGCAUUGCUCUGAACAGUCGUCUGUGUGACAGAGUCACAGGAAAUGAGGAGUGCCUGAAUAUAUCCUCCUGUACAUCCUCAAGUUCUCCACAAGAUGACAAAUGACUGCUCAGUUAUUUCGGUAUCACUGAAACCAGCUGGUUGGACAGCUGGAACAGGUUUUGAUCUGCAUGAUGAUCACUGUAAGUCUGGUCUGGUUUGAAGGCCGUGUGUUUUAAAGGGAUAGUUCACCCAAAAAUGAAAAUUCUGUCAUGAAUUACUCACACUCUAUAAAUUUCUUUGUUUGGUUGAACACAGAGAAAUAUAUUUGGAUGAAUGCUUGUAACCAAACAGUUCUUGAACCCUAUUGACAACCAUAAUAGGAAAAAUUACAAUGGUAGUCAAAGUGCUCCAGAACUGUUUGCUAUCCGACAUUCUACAAAAUAUCUUCUUUUGUAUUCAAGAGAGCAAAAAAAAGUAAUUUUUCCUACUAUGGUAGUCAAUGGGGUCCAAAAACUUGCUACUUUCAAAUAUUUUUCUUUGUGUUCAUCAUAACAAAUAAAUGUAUACAGAUUUGAAGCAACUCGAACGUGAGUAAAUGAUGACAAAAGAUUUCGGUUGAACUAUGCCUUUAACAGCUGAAAAUUGCAGGCGCUGAAAUAUUGGCUGUGGGCGUUUGACAGUUUUUUCUAAUAUAAGGCACUUUGGUUGCUAUGAUACAGAAUAUUUUCUGUAGUAAUGUGGUGGUAUGAUCUGAUUUCACAGAUGAUUAGUUUAAUCAACAAAUAUUAAUAUUGUGGUAAUCCAGGGAUUUCAUCUCAUAUCGUCACACAGAAAUGGAAUGAAAUAUUAACUUCUGCAUUGUUUUCAACCUUUCUACAUGUAGGAAGUAUAAUUGGUUGUUGUAUUUGUCCUGCCUGUGAUUGGACAGCUGAGUGAAAAGUGACAUCGACCAGUACAGCAUUUUACCCAAAGCUGAAGAUUUUUCAAAGCUUGGUGAGCAAAAAUACAGACAAAUACUUACACUUGAAAGGAAGAAAACUGGAAAAAAAACUUUUUGGUGGACGCAUGGCCUAACGGUAAUGGUUUUUAAAGGGACAGUUCACCCAAAAAUGAAAAUUUAGUCAUCUUUUACUCACCCUCUUGUCAUUUUAAAUCUGUAUGUGUUACUUUCUUCUGUAGAACAUAUAAGAACAGUUCUUGGUAACCGAACAGAGGUACCCAUUGACUAAAAUUGGUUUUGUGUCUAUAGCCUACAAUAGAAGUAAAUGGGGACCGCCGUUGUUUGGUUACCAAUAUUCUUUAAAAUAUCUUUUUUUGUGUUCUGCAGAAGAAAGUCAUACAGGUUUAAAAUGUCAAGAGGGUGAGUGACUGAAGACAGAAUGUUCAUUUUUGCGUGAACUAUCACUUUUGAUAAGUUCUGGUAGAGAUUAAAGCUUGGCAUGUGGCUCUAUGCAUGGAGUUUUACCGGAAUAUGUUGUUAGAUUGAGGUAGUAUUUUAUGAAUGGCCCUGUUUGACCACUAAAGGUCACCGACCGGUACACACGUCUACCUGAGCGUUCAUCUUUGUUUCUACCCAUCAUGUGGGUGGUCUCGUGCUUGGAGCUUCUCUCGGUUUCUGCCACCUUUGCUCCUUUCCGCUAUGAUGCUGCGUUUCAUGUGCACCGCUUGUAAAGCAUUCCUCUAUGGGUAUUUGAAGUUCAUUUUCUGAACACGGUGGGCUUUUAGACUGCUGAGAGAUAAAAGAUGGUUAACAGAUAGGCCUACUAUUGUCAUCGUUGUUGUAAUUCAUUUUCAUGAGUUCUUAUCAUCGUUUCUCAUGUCAGACUGUUUACAUUUCAGUACAAUUGUGAAAAUGUGAAACACUUUAGUUUUUGAUUCGAAUGAAUCUCAGACUAGCAAUACAGGGUAAGCAUCGCUUCACGUGUUUUUAAAGGCUGCGGAAGGCUGCGUGUGGUAUCAUAAAUUAUUCUUGGAUUGCUCUUGGUUAAACUUCCUCUUUAGGCGAUACGCACAUCGGUUAUUUUUUCUGACCCCCAGCGUCAUAGCUGCUGUUCUAGAGUUAGCUCAAGAUCUUUCAAACUUUGUCCCAUUGAGCUUUCUAGCCAUCAGGGUUUCUACUAACACUUGUCUUAGCGUGUUAUGAAUGAUAAUUUAGGUGUCCUGACAUCGGUGUGGUCACAGAAGGUUCUAACAGGCUUUUAGACCUUUCGCAAACAGAUUCUCUGCCUCUCUGUAGAUAAUAACCAGAGCUUUGUGACCGUCGUCCGUCAUUCUUACUCUAUGCAUAUGUAACGGCGAGUCCCGCCUUCCUAUAGCACUGCAGGGACCCGCCACGCUGCUCCACCACCCCAUCCACUGUGACUAACAUCCGUCAUGUCCGUAACCCCUCCUCAUCACCGUCUACCCCAUUCCCAUCAGCCCAACAAGUAGGACGUCGCUUUGGAAAGGGCUAACUUUCUCUCACAACAGACGACACACUGGAUAAAUGAGCUGGGACCUCUCCUGAAACACUGGAUUUCGAUGUAGAACUGAACCUCUUACAGACGAGUCCGGUCCUCCACAUCCCUGCUAACAUUCCGCGUCUGUAACCUGUGGAAAAGAUGACCUGAGUUUGAUUUCACCUCUGAGAUCAUGUCGACAUGAUGUUUAUUACUUGAACUGUUUGGGGUUAUUUUGUACGAUAUGUAGGUUUUACAUUUUAGGAGAGGGGAAGGAGUCGCGUCAUGUGAGAAAACCGUGGGGUCAUUUUUUAAGUUUUGUACGCUGUUUGUUGCACAAACUUUUCGAGAAGCCUUCUGCACUGUGUAAAUGGUUACAUAGGAUGGGGUGACAGACGCAGUUCAACGAGUCCCAAUCACGAUUUGUAAAUAUGUUUUCAUACAGCAAACUUUUGAUAAAGUUUUAAACAUUUCUUGUAAAAAAAGAUGUGUAUAUUAGUCUCCUGGAUGAAAGUGUGUAGACCAUGGAUUUAUUUGUACUCGAGAGCACUGGAUUUCUUUACUACUUGAUUGUAACUAAAAUGAAUAAUCUGCCAAAGUGUUAUUUUCAUUUUUUAUCCUACUUUUCGUUUUUCCUAUUUAAAUUUAAUGUUUGCUUUUUAACCUUAAAACAUUGCAGAGAUAGGCUGUUUAAUUUCUAUUUGUACAUUUAUUUAAUAGAUAAAUUAAAUUGUAAUUCUAUUUAAUAGAUUCCGCUCUGUGUUGAAAGAGAGGGUUACAGUUUAAUUUAUUGGUGCCUUGUUUGUGUUCAUGUACAUUUUAAAAUAAUGUUUUAUUUGUGUUUGUGUCUGCGGGUGGGAGUCUUUGGGAAAAGGGAGGGGUUUAACGUUAGCAACACUGUACUUACAUGAAAUAUCUGUACUGUAUGCCAAAAUGGUCUCACUCACGUUUCUAUGAAAUUCGAGCUGUUGAUAAAUAUCUAUAUAUUGAUAUAUUAAAUUGUUAAAAUCA
Molecule: messenger RNA, 9795 nt
Organism: Triplophysa rosa
Lineage: Eukaryota; Metazoa; Chordata; Actinopteri; Cypriniformes; Nemacheilidae
Gene: lrp8
Product: low density lipoprotein receptor-related protein 8, apolipoprotein e receptor
Exons: 18
Coding region: 119-3154 (1011 amino acids)
Molecular function (GO): calcium ion binding; protein binding
Source: RefSeq, a predicted model, not a curated record